Messenger RNA from Benincasa hispida (wax gourd), 1492 nucleotides. The record is from RefSeq and is a predicted model, not a curated record. Lineage: Eukaryota; Viridiplantae; Streptophyta; Magnoliopsida; Cucurbitales; Cucurbitaceae.
GGCUAUGGCGAUGAUGAAACUCUGGACUCAAAUUGGGUCAUUUAUGGCGACCAUCAUGUUCAUUUGGGCAAUGUUUCAACAGUACUUUCCGUACCAACUUCAUCGCCCAAUACAAAGAUACUUCUAUAAAUUCCUCGGUUCUUUUUAUCCAUACAUUACAAUCAAUUUCCCUGAAUACACCGGCGAACUUCUCUGCCGGAGUGAAGCUUUCACUGCCAUCCAAAACUACCUCCGUUCACGAACCUCCAUCCGUCCCAAUCGCCUCAGAGCAGAGGCCGUCCAUGAUACCAAAUCUUUACUUCUAACUAUGGAUGAUAACCAAGAAGUCAUUGACGAAUUUCAAGGCGUCACAAUCUGGUGGACUUCCUGCACCACUACGCCCAAAACCCACACCAUUUCUUAUCACCCUUCUUCCGAUGAGAAACGAUUCUACAACCUCACUUUCCACCGCCGGAACAGAGACAUCAUUCUUGGCUCUUUUAUUAAUCACAUCAUGAAACAAGGCAAGGUCGUGGAGAUUCAAAACCGGAAGCGGAAGCUUUAUAUGAACAACUCCGACAAAGAUUGGUGGCAUAAAAGUAGUUGGAGACAUGUCCCUUUUGAGCAUCGUGCAAAUUUUCGAACUCUGGCUAUGGAUCCCAAGAAGAAGCAAGAGAUAAUCAAUGAUUUGGUCAAGUUUAAGAAUGGAAAAGAGUACUAUGAGAAGGUGGGCAAGGCUUGGAAACGUGGGUAUCUUCUCUACGGUCCGCCGGGAACUGGAAAGUCCACCAUGAUCGCCGCCAUGGCCAAUUUCAUGGAGUAUGAUGUUUAUGAUCUUGAGCUGACGUCUGUUAAGGAUAAUACAGAGUUGAAGAAGUUGUUGAUUGAGAUUUCGAAUAAAUCGAUUAUUGUGAUUGAGGACAUCGAUUGCACUCUUGAUCUCACUGGCCAACGGAAGAAGAAGAAAACAGAGGAGGAGGAGGAGGAGGAGGAAGAAACGGAGGAAGACCCUGUUAUGAUGGCGAAAGAAAAGGAGAAGAAACAGAGCAAGACGACACUUUCUGGGUUGUUGAAUUUCAUUGACGGAAUAUGGUCGGCGUGCGGUGGAGAGAGGCUGAUUAUCUUCACGACGAAUGAGAAGGAAAAGCUUGAUGAGGCAUUGAUUAGAAGAGGAAGAAUGGACAAACACAUAGAGAUGUCUUAUUGUGGUUUCGAAGCAUUCACAAUUCUUGCAAUGAAUUACUUGGAUGUUGAAUGGGAUGAUUCAUAUGAUAAAAUUCGUGGGUUGUUGGAGGAAACAAAAAUGACUUCGGCGGAUGUGGCUGAGAAUUUGAUGCCGAAAUAUGAAGGUGAAAAAACAGAGGAGUGUUUGAAGAGAUUGAUUGAAGCUCUUGAGAGUGCCAAAGACGAAGCUGAGAAGAAGAAGAAGAAGAAGAAGAAAGAGAAAAUAGUUUGCCAAGAGAACCCUUAGGAAAGUUGCAAUGGACUUUCAGCUAAAGAGGCAAAAGAAAAU